AUGGGUUUCGGCGAUUUUGACUCGCUAUGCAAGCAGGUGGCCUUGCCGCUUUGCACAAUGGUCGGCAGCAAUAGCGUCGACGGAACCAAGGGCAUACAACCAGCCUGCUACUCGCGAACAAUCGAGGUCGCCAACACGGUCAUCUUUCAGGGCGCUGAUGGCAUCGCCCACAUCUGCGCCCUGCUCAUGACCGUCAUCAUGAUCGUCCACGUUCGCAGCAAGUUCACCGCCGUCGGUCGUAAGGAGAUCAUCAGUUUCUUCUGGAGCUACUUCCUGCUCACCAUCGUCUCGCUACUCGUCGACUGCGGCGUCGUUCCUCCUGGCUCCGGCGCAUAUCCCUGGUUCGUCGCUGUCCAAUGUGGUCUUUCUUCCGCUACUUGCGUCUCCCUCAUGAUUGCCGGAUUUGUCGGAUUCCAGUUAUAUGAAGAUGGUACAUUCUUGAGUGUCUGGCUGCUCAGAAUCUGCUCUGCCACAAUGUUCGCCAUCACUUUCAUCAUCAGCAUCUUGACCUUCAAGGGCUGGGCUGGCCUGGGCCCCGACAAUACUGUUGGCCUUUUUGUCGUCCUAUACAUUUUCAACGCCAUCUUCCUCGUCGUUUAUAUUGUCAUGCAGAUCCUGCUUGUAGUUGGCACGCUCCAAGACAGAUGGCCACUGGGCCACAUUGCCUUUGGCGUCUUCUUCUUCAUCGUGGGCCAGGUGCUCAUGUACGCAUUCGGCAAAUCUGUUUGCGAAGGCGUCUCUCACUACUUGGAUGGCCUCCUCUUUGCUACCGUCUGUAACCUUCUUGCAGUCAUGAUGAUCUACAAGUUCUGGGACUCUAUUACCAAAGAAGACCUUGAGUUCUCUGUUGGAGCGAAGAACAACAACUGGGACCUCAAGGCCCAACUUCUCAACGAGGAGGAGAAGAGAGCCACCAUGUACAUGGACAGCGAGUACGACAGCAGUCUGUACUACCAAGCUCCUCGCCAACACUCCAUGUACGGAAGCUCUAAUGGCAACUAA
This is a messenger RNA of Aureobasidium melanogenum CBS 110374, 1002 nucleotides long. RefSeq lists its product as uncharacterized. Gene Ontology annotation, cellular component: endoplasmic reticulum membrane. Gene Ontology annotation, biological process: protein folding. Bases 1 to 1002 code for a protein of 333 amino acids. The transcript is spliced from 3 exons. The record is from RefSeq and is a predicted model, not a curated record. NCBI's taxonomy places the organism in Eukaryota, Fungi, Ascomycota, Dothideomycetes, Dothideales, Saccotheciaceae.